Lolium perenne is the source of this 627-nucleotide messenger RNA. The record is from RefSeq and is a predicted model, not a curated record. NCBI's taxonomy places the organism in Eukaryota, Viridiplantae, Streptophyta, Magnoliopsida, Poales, Poaceae.
AUGGCGGCCGCAGAUAAGAAGACUCGGCAGCAGUUGCGUACCCCGGCCAUGAAUCCGGUGGCGCUACCAAUGGUCGCUCGAACGACACAGCCAAGGCUGUCCUCGCAGCAGGCCAUGGAAGGCAAAGCAGCGACCAGGCCCUGUAGGCCCAGAUCGGACCCAGGACCCAUGCCGCCGCCAGUUCGCCGUGCCACCGUCGUCCAACCGCCGGCAUCCAGCACCAAGGCCAGCCCCGUGCGCCUCUGCGACGACGCAGAGGCAGGACCCGCCCGGCGCCGACAACCGCCGUGCCCCACGGCCGCGGCCACCCGAGGCAUCUUCGCCGGGUCAAACCAGCAAGGCAGCCGCGCGCUCGCCUGUGGGCGCCGCACGCCCGCUCGAGGCAGCCGCACACCCGCUCGUGGCCGCCGCGCGCCCGCCGUGGCCGCCGCGCGCCGCUCGAGGUCGCCGCGCGCCCGCCGGUGGCCGCCGCAGCGCUCGCUCGUGGCCGCCGCAGCGUCCGCCCGAGGUCGCCGCGCGCCCGCCGGCGGCCGCCGCGCGCUCCGCCCGUGGCCGCCUCGCGCCCGCCCGUGGCCGCCGCGCGCCCGCCAAACGCUUGAUGAUCUUUCUGUUCACAUGUAUACAUAA